Molecule: messenger RNA, 246 nt
Organism: Dibothriocephalus latus
Lineage: Eukaryota; Metazoa; Platyhelminthes; Cestoda; Diphyllobothriidea; Diphyllobothriidae
Source: the annotation of a GenBank genome assembly
AUGAAAUCAGCUGUGGGCACAAAGGGUCUGCUGGGUCGAACCUUGGUCAUCUUGGUGGAAAUGAGACAGGGUGAAGCCAAGGACAUUCACAUCGACAAUCUGCGCGAUGGCCUCAAAAGUCAUCUUAUCGCUGGUGGCCAGGUUGGUAGGAAGGCAUCCGAAUACGCCGGCAUUGUUGACGAAACAGGCCACGGAGGACAGGCCGUUAAUGGUAUUUCCGAGUUUAUCAAAACUCUCGACCAAUGA